AGUCACCUGGGAAUCCUUCCAGCAGGUGGCUUCCAAAGUCCAACCUGCUAGGUUGAAAUCUGACACUGACAGAGACUCCCUGGGAGCUGCUACUGAAAGCUAAACCGGGAACCAGGAAAUGCACAAGCCUUUUUAUGUACAAAAACAGCUGGGCUCCCUCCGAGACAGAGCACCAUGGGAAACCGGCUCUGCUGCGGGGGAAGCUGGAGCUGCCCAUCAACUUUCCAGAGGAAAAAGAAAAUGGGGAGCCAAGGAAGACGAACACUGAAGCAGCAUCAGCAGCAGAUUGGCACCAAGGGCCAUGACACAACAGGACAUACGUCCAAGCGGGUGUUAGGGCAGCCUGCAUCUCAGGAGAGGAGUCAAGGCCUCAGGUCGGAGGAGAGCAGCUUACAUUACGCAGACAUUCAAGUGUGCAGCCGUACCCAGCCACGCUCUGCCGGGGAGGUGAAGCAUCUGCAGUUAGAAAACGCUACAGAGUAUGCAACUCUUCGCUUCCCCCAGGCCACACCCCGCUAUGACAGCAAAAACGGGACCCUAGUGUGAGCCUUGGGGAGGAAGGAUCGGUUUCCAUCAUUUCACCACUACUCCUGGGGAGAAUCUCCUGCUUUGGGGAAUUGGCUGGUGGCCCACGGGACGGCGACCAUGUUUUAAGCUUAAAGACUCCAGAGCCCUUGGAAUUUUGAGUGUCCCCAGUCUUGCUCUCUCCCCUAUUCCUAUCUCUUAUUUGCCACCGUUAGCUUGAAGUUGUAUUUGGGUUAGCUAGGGGUGGAUGGAGUUCCACAAAAUGAGGGGGCUAGAUUGAGUGUACAGGAAAGGAGGUUUUUGAUCCCUACUUUUGUUCCUGCUCUCAAAAAAAGUGCAGAAAGAACAGAUUACCCCUUAAGCACUUAGCUAAUUUUGUUGGACUUAAUUUAACGGUAUCUCUUGUACACAACUUAAACUCCAAAGUUGAAGAAGAGAUGCUCUGGAAAAGCAUUCUGAGCUCUUGUACACAGCCUCCAGGGCUGGCGUGGGCAAUUUCCUCAGUGGGUGGGUCAGGGGUCCCAGACCUAAAGAGACAAAUGAGGGGAGGGGCUGAGGCAUGGAGGGAGAACGCUUGGACCGUCAGUUACAAGGACCUGAAGUCACUGAUACUGACAGUACCGCGUGGCCCAGAAACUCCCCUUAGCUGGACUGCUGGCUCUCGCACGUGCAGAGCCGCUAGGAUCAAUAAAUCGCGCAAGGAACA
Molecule: messenger RNA, 1231 nt
Organism: Ceratotherium simum simum (southern white rhinoceros)
Lineage: Eukaryota; Metazoa; Chordata; Mammalia; Perissodactyla; Rhinocerotidae
Gene: C7H11orf52
Product: chromosome 7 C11orf52 homolog
Cellular component (GO): extracellular exosome
Source: RefSeq, a predicted model, not a curated record